This is a messenger RNA of Saccoglossus kowalevskii, 618 nucleotides long. Its product is annotated as calcium-transporting ATPase type 2C member 1-like. Gene Ontology annotation, biological process: calcium ion transport. NCBI's taxonomy places the organism in Eukaryota, Metazoa, Hemichordata, Enteropneusta, Harrimaniidae. The record is from RefSeq and is a predicted model, not a curated record. Gene Ontology annotation, cellular component: membrane. Gene Ontology annotation, molecular function: ATP hydrolysis activity; P-type calcium transporter activity; ATP binding.
GUUGGAUGUGUUUGUAACAAUGCUGAAAUUCGUAAUGAAACUCUCUAUGGUCAGCCUACUGAGGGCGCUCUUCUGGCACUAGCUAUGAAGAUGGACAUGCAUGAUACAAGAAGCAAGUACACAAGAACACUUGAGAUUCCUUUCAGUUCAGACAAUAAAUGGAUGGCUGUCAAAUGUCAACCACUUAAAAAUAAUGUCACUCAGGAAGUAUAUUUCAUGAAAGGAGCUCUAGAAAGGGUCCUUAAUCAGUGUAAGACUUUUAACAAUUAUGGAACACCAGCAACACUUACAGUCAAGAGGCUUGAAAUGUUUGCAGAAGAAGCUAAAAUGUUUGGAAGAUCCGGACUUCGAGUACUGGCUAUGGCUGUUGGUACUGAUAUGAAUGCAUUAACAUUUGUUGGAAUGGUUGGGAUUAUUGAUCCUCCUAGACCUGGUGUCAUUGAGUCCAUACAUACAUUAUUAGGUACAGGGGUAUCUAUUAAAAUGGUCACUGGUGAUGCAGAGGAAACUGCUGUUGCAAUUGUUACAGUAGAUUAUUUACAAGCUGAUCCCAGACCAAUUUGUAACGGCCGGGCUCGUAACAGGGACCACAUGAUCCCCGAGCAGGGUGUGAGUCCG